AAAGAUAAUAAAGCUCAAAGCCCUAGCUACUCCAUGCUCUAUUUUUCGUAAAAUGCAAAAUAACAGACUCGAGCGAAGUGAAGAGAACGUAAUAACUUGGUUUUGUGCCACCCACCAUGUUCAACACCACCACCACCACUUGUAGUACGUACCACCGUAUGUGGAGGAGCUGGGAGGAAGAAUUCAUUUUUUCCGGUAAGAAAGUGUACAUAAGAACCUUCUUUUCAAUAUCAAGAAAAGCAUUUUAGUGUUUCAUAAAGGUAAUACAAUAAGUUUUAUUUCAUGCAUGAUGUUUUCAACAAGAGAUGGUGCGAGUUUGAAGCAUUCCCAUAAUUAAACUAAGCUUCUUUCACAUGCAUGUUGUCUCCUACAAUCGACUUUCACUUCCACCAUUUGUGUUGCCAUUUCUUGACUUCCACUGUUAUUCCAUUUCAAAGGCUCAAAAACUGAAGAAGAUGACAAACCAUCAUUUUGUUACCUCUUCACCAACUUUUUCAUAUUUUUUCAUUUUUUUCUUCUUCUGUAUAAGUUUGAGUCCAAGAAAAGCUGUAUUAGUGAACUCUCUCUCCUCUGAUGGACAAGUUUUGCUCUCUCUUCUAAAAGCAGCUGACCCUUAUGCUAAAUCAUCAUCUUCUGUACUUUCUUCUUGGAAUACUUCAAGUUUAACUCCAUGUUCUUGGCAAGGCAUUUCUUGUUCUCCUCAACAAAGAGUUAUUUCAGUUUCUCUUCCAAAUACAUUUCUCAAUCUAUCUUAUUUACCCUUUGACCUCUCUUCCCUUUCAUCUCUUCAGCUUCUCAAUCUUUCUUCUACAAAUAUAUCAGGCACAAUCCCUUCAUCCUUAAUUGGUUCAUUUACUCAUCUUACGCUUUUGGACCUUUCUUCUAAUUCUCUUUCAGGGCCUAUUCCCUCAAAACUUGGUGGGCUUACCUCACUUCAGUUCCUGUUCUUGAAUUCAAACAGAUUGACUGGUAAAAUCCCACAACAACUUGCCAAUCUUACUUCACUAGAAAUCCUCUGUCUCCAAGAUAAUCUCCUUAACGGAUCGAUUCCUUCUCAAUUAGGCUCCUUGGUGUCACUUCAACAAUUCAGGAUUGGAGGAAAUCCACAGCUAACUGGCGAAAUACCAGCACGAUUAGGCCUACUCACCAAUCUCACAACGUUUGGUGUCGCGGCCACUGGACUUUCUGGGGUUAUUCCACCCACAUUUGGUAAUUUAAUUAAUCUCCAAACUUUGGCAAUAUAUGAUACUGAAGUCUUCGGUUCAAUACCACCUGAACUUGGGAUGUGUUCAGAGCUUAGGAACUUAUACUUGCACAUGAAUAAGCUCACUGGUUCAAUACCUCCUCAGUUGGGCAAGUUACAAAAGCUUACUAGCUUACUUUUAUGGGGAAAUUUGCUUACUGGCCCUGUUCCGGCUGAGCUUUCAAAUUGUUCAUCUCUUGUAGUUCUUGAUGUUUCUGCAAAUGAUUUGUCUGGUGAAAUUCCGGGUGAUCUGGGAAAGCUAGAGGUUCUUGAACAACUUCACUUGUCGGAUAAUGCACUUACUAGUGCUAUUCCAAUGCAGUUGAGUAAUUGUAGUAGCUUAACAGCUCUUCAGCUUGAUAAGAACCAAUUAUCAGGGGCUAUUCCUUGGCAAGUUGGGAACUUGAAGUACUUGCAGAGUUUCUUAUUGUGGGGGAAUUCGGUUUCAGGAACCAUUCCAGCUGCUUUUGGGAACUGUACUGAACUAUAUUCACUUGACCUCUCAAGGAACAAUCUCACUGGUUCAAUACCUGAAGAGAUAUUCAGUUUGAAGAAGCUGAGUAGGUUGUUGUUCCUUGGAAAUUCGUUAACAGGAAGUUUGCCGCCAAGUGUGGCACAGUGCCAGUCUCUGGUGAGGUUGAGGCUCGGUGAAAACCAGUUUUCUGGACCAAUACCGAAGGAGAUAGGACAGCUGCAGAAUCUUGUGUUUCUUGAUUUAUACAUGAACCAUUUCUCUGGUGAAUUACCUUCUGAAGUUGCCGACAUUACGGUUCUUGAGCUGUUGGAUGUGCAUAACAAUUACCUAACUGGGGAAAUACCAUCAACAUUGGGAGAGCUCGUGAACUUAGAGCAGCUUGAUCUCAGCAAGAACAGCUUCACUGGUGAGAUUCCAGGGAGUUUUGGUAAUCUCAGUUACUUGAACAAACUUAUUCUCAGCAAUAAUCUGCUUACUGGUCCAAUUCCAAAGUCAUUUAGCAACUUGCAGAAGUUAACUCUACUUGACUUGAGCUCCAAUGGUUUAUCUGGUGCAAUUUCACCUGAGAUUGGUUAUAUGACAAGCUUAACAAUCAGCUUGGAUUUGAGCUCAAACCGUUUCACAGGCGAACUCCCUGAAAGUUUAUCCGGAUUGACACGGUUGCAAUCUCUUGAUAUUUCUCACAAUAUACUGAGUGGAAACAUCGCGAUUCUAAGCUCUCUGACCAGUCUCACUACUUUAAAUGUAUCUUACAAUAGUUUAUCAGGGCCUAUUCCUGUAACGCCAUUCUUUAGAACACUCACAUCAAACUCUUUUCUUGAUAAUUUACACCUUUGUGAAUCAAUUGAUGGCUCUGCUUGUUCUGCUCGUAUAACGGGAAGGUCCAGAUUGAAGUCUGUAAAAUCCAUAGCUUUGGUUGCAGUGAUCGUGAUAUCUGUUGCCAUAGCAGUCGUGGCACCGCUGUUUUUUGUGACAAGGAAACGGAGAUAUGAAUUUGAGAAAUCCCCAGGCAUGUCAGCCUCUGCAGUAGGGGCAGAAGAUUUUUCCUAUCCGUGGACUUUCAUCCCCUUCCAAAAGGCCAAUUUCACCAUUGACAACAUCUUGGAUUGCUUGAAAGGUGAAAACAUUAUUGGGAAAGGCUGCUCAGGAGUUGUUUAUAGAGCAGAAAUGCCAAAUGGCGAGUUGAUUGCGGUUAAGAAGCUCUGGAAAACAAAGAAAGAUGAGGAACCAAUAGAUUCUUUCGCUGCUGAAAUUCAAAUUCUCGGUCACAUAAGGCAUCGCAACAUAGUGAAGCUCCUUGGAUACUGUUCAAACAAGAGUACUAAACUUCUUCUCUACAACUACAUUUCAAAUGGUAAUCUUCAACAGCUCUUGCAAAGCAACAGGAACUUGGACUGGGAAAUCAGGUACAAGAUUGCAGUUGGAUCAGCUCAAGGACUUGCUUAUCUUCACCAUUACUGUGUGCCAGCAAUUCUUCAUAGAGAUGUCAAGUGCAACAACAUACUCCUUGACUCCAAAUUUGAGGCUUAUUUAGCAGAUUUUGGACUUGCAAAGCUGAUGAAUUCUCCAAAUUAUCAAGCGAUGUCCAGACUAGCAGGAUCUUAUGGGUAUAUAGCUCCAGAAUAUGGAUACACAGUGAAUAUAACAGAAAAAAGCGAUGUCUACAGUUAUGGAGUGGUGUUGCUGGAAAUACUGAGUGGACGUAGUGCAAUUGAGCCUCAGAUUGGUGAUGGACUACACAUUGUUGAGUGGGUAAAGAAGAAGAUGGGAAGCUUUGAACCAGCUGUUACAAUUUUGGAUUCCAAGCUACGGGCUUUACCGGAUCAAAUGGUACAAGAAAUGCUACAAACAAUUGGAAUAGCUAUGUUCUGUGUGAAUUCAUCACCAAGUGAAAGGCCAACCAUGAAAGAAGUGGUGGCACUUCUAAUGGAAGUGAAGAGCCCACCUGAAGAAUUUGGAAAAACUUCUCAGCCUUUAAUAAAUCAGUUAACUCAAAGUUGAUUCUUUUUUGCUUAUCUUUCCUGUCUCUUUUAUUUUAGAGGUGUAGGCAUUUAUUUUCUCUGUUGCCAAGGUAGAAGAAAGGCUAGUCAUUGUAGGAAAAGAGUAGAAUUCAAGUUUCCAGGCAUAGAUUAGUGUAGGAAUUCUUGUACAGUUUCAGAAAACAUUUAGUGUUAGCUUAGUUGCCUCUUUAUUUCUUCA
Molecule: messenger RNA, 3917 nt
Organism: Nicotiana tabacum (common tobacco)
Lineage: Eukaryota; Viridiplantae; Streptophyta; Magnoliopsida; Solanales; Solanaceae
Biological process (GO): protein phosphorylation
Molecular function (GO): ATP binding; protein kinase activity; receptor serine/threonine kinase binding
Source: RefSeq, a predicted model, not a curated record